CAACAGUCACACUCUACAUCCACAACACAGCCAUUCAUCCACCCCCCUUUUUCACUUCUGUACAAAGUUUCAAAACGACCAGGUGUCGCUCAUUAUUUUUUUUCCCACUUAAAAUCAUCAAACACCAUAAAAACCACUUCCAACCGCCAAAAUGGUCCGUAUUAACGCCGCUGCUCUUCUGGCUUUCGCCAUUACCGCCCUCGCGCAAGUCACCCCCAACGAUGCUGGUGCCAAGAACGUCGGCCAGGGCAACGGAGAGCAGUUCAUCACCGGAGGCUGCGUUUCUGACGCUGACUGCUCCUCAGCAUGCUGCGCCGAAGUACAGACAACAGGUCUCGGCGUGUGCUCCGCGGAGGCCGCCUCGAACCAGAACGGCAAGCUCGGCUGUGGCUUCGUGGACCCCAACGCCCAGAAGACCAUCGCCGAUGCUCAGGCACAGGUCAAGGAACAGGGCUUCUAAGCCUGGCCGCCAUGGGGUGUAGUUACAUGAGGUGGCAUAUUCUGGGUAGGUGUGCUUCGUUGCAGAGUGUAGGUGACGGUGCGAGGGUUGCAUAAAUAUAUAAAAGGACAUUAGGUAUACAUAACUAGCUUCAAUGAGAGCGCGUUCGAGUUAAGCUGAGCGAAGUAAAUGUUUUAUUGAUGAGAAGUUUUGUGACCUGACAGACAAC
This is a messenger RNA of Hypoxylon fragiforme, 668 nucleotides long. RefSeq lists its product as uncharacterized. The transcript has 3 exons. Lineage: Eukaryota; Fungi; Ascomycota; Sordariomycetes; Xylariales; Hypoxylaceae. Bases 152 to 460 code for a protein of 102 amino acids. The record is from RefSeq and is a predicted model, not a curated record.